Molecule: messenger RNA, 2080 nt
Organism: Octopus sinensis (East Asian common octopus)
Lineage: Eukaryota; Metazoa; Mollusca; Cephalopoda; Octopoda; Octopodidae
Product: thymidine kinase 2, mitochondrial
Exons: 10
Coding region: 130-864 (244 amino acids)
Biological process (GO): nucleobase-containing compound metabolic process
Cellular component (GO): cytoplasm; mitochondrion
Molecular function (GO): ATP binding; deoxynucleoside kinase activity
Source: RefSeq, a predicted model, not a curated record
UUUAGAUUUUGAAUAUCGUGGAGCUGUUCGACUGGAAUAUGGAAUUUUCUUUCAUUUUAUUUAUUCAACAUUGUAUUUAAGAGAGAAAUAACAACAUUAGCACAAGCAGUAACAUAUUAAGCAUAAAUAAUGUUUGCAAAACAUAUCUCAGCUUGUCGCUUGUAUUUGCGAUCAGCGAAAAUUUUGCGCUCUGGAUACAUCAGGAAUUUUCAAAGCCACCAACAUUCCAGUAUGGAGACGAUAUCUAUCUGUGUUGAAGGAAACAUUGGUGCUGGUAAAUCAGAAAUGCUUAACUUUUUUGCUAAAGACCCUACAAUAGAGAUUAUCUCUGAACAUGUCAAGAAAUGGCAGAAUGUAAAUGGUCAUAAUAUGCUGGAUCUGAUGUACAAGGACCCUUAUCGUUGGGGAUUUACUUUCCAGUCUUAUGUCCAACUCACAAUGCUACAAAAUCAUAUGAGUAAAUCUGCCAAACCAGUACAAAUGAUGGAGAGGUCUAUUUAUAGUGCAAAAUAUGUUUUUGUAGAGAAUUUGUACAAAAGUGGUUUAAUGCCAAGUGUGGACUAUGAAGUUUUAACUGAGUGGUUUAACUGGGCUACCAACCAUCUUGACUUUCAUGUUGAUCGAAUUAUUUAUCUUAGAUGCCAUCCAGAAACAGCACUUGAAAGAAUUAAGAAACGAAAUAGAAAAGAGGAACUAAAUAUAACUUUGGAAUAUCUCCAAUCUUUACAUGAACAACAAGAAGAGUGGCUCAUACGUGGUUGUUAUGGAAAACAUGCAGAAGUCCUGGUUUUGGAUGCUGAACAAGAUCUGGAAAGCAUGUUGGAAGUUUUUGAAAACUCUCGAAAUAAGAUCUUAUGUCUGUAAAUGAAAGACAUAAAUCUACUGCCAUAACUUUUAACACUCAAUUUCUAUGUCAGAUGUGCUAGAUUUAUACAGCAAUCCAGCAGAGAAUUUGGGAUCAAUGUAGUGGAGUAUGUUUAUGUGUGUUUUAUGUCUGUUUCAACUAAGUGGACAAAAUAGUGGUUAUAAAAUGAGAUUAUGGCAUUCAAGUGACUAGGUUAGAGAUUUUCAGAGUCCCUGGCCACAUUCCUUUUCUAAUCUCAGAUUUUAUCAUUUUCUCCCUGUCUUGAAUUGCCAUCCGAUAAUUUUUUUUACCACUACACUUUUUUUGGUAGUAAUAAUUGAAACUUUGAUAAAGAAAAUUAAUUCUUUUAUUAAAUGGGGGAAAAAAAUCCUUAUUUCAGCGGAUCAUAAAAUUUCUAUGUUAUUUAAUAUUCAACUAUCAUCAUCAUCAUCAUCAUCAUCAUCAUUUAACGUCCAUUGUCCAUACUGGCAUGGGUUAGACAGUUUGACCAGGGCUGGCAAACUGGAAGGCUACACCAGACUCCAGUCUGAUUUGGCAUGGCUAGAUGCCCUUCCUAAUGCCAACUACUCCGAGAGAGUAAUGAGUGUGUUUACAUGCCAAGUCAAAAGUGCAUUUUUAUCACCCAAAGAAAAAAAUAUUGAAGUACUGAAAUCCUUGCAGCACAAAACUUCCAUUUAAUUUGAUGCCAACUUUUGUCUGCACACAGAAUAACUAAACUAGAAAAUCAUGAAACAAAUCCAGUUAGUUUUGCUCAAAGAUCUCCAUGAUUAACAAAUGUUUAGACAUCCUCCUUUUUUAGUCAAUGUAUCCAUUACAGCAUUAAAGACAUAUCUAACUAAGUUAUGCCACUGGAAAGGUCAGAAACAUUUGUUGGGCCUUUGUAGCUCAUUUGUUAUAUUUGCCAUCAUUUUAGGGUUCCAUCCACAUGAAGUGUUGUUUUAAAGCAAGGAUCAGUUUCAUCCUGUCAUCAUUUGUUAUGUCCAUUAGCUUGUCAAUUUAGUCAAACUCCAUUUUAGCCAGGCAGUCAUUAUUUUGUCAGUUAAAGAGAAAGGGUUGAGAAAUCCAAGAAAGGAAGCUCAUUUGCUUCAGAUCAACGAAUUUGUUGCUUAGAGCUGGAGAGGUGUUCUGGGAUUAAUUGUAAAACAUUUUGUGAUGAAUCAUAUUUAUUGAAAUGUGUGAAGUGAGAGUGGUUAUUUCUCAAAACCUGAGCAUUUU